Messenger RNA from Cuscuta campestris, 625 nucleotides. The record is from the annotation of a GenBank genome assembly. NCBI's taxonomy places the organism in Eukaryota, Viridiplantae, Streptophyta, Magnoliopsida, Solanales, Convolvulaceae.
GAAUGAGUCAAGCAGCUGGCAAUGACGGACAGGCGGUCCCAGAGGGGGAGCCUGAGCACAUGAGCGUGCACACUGAAGCGUCGAGCUUCACACCUCAGCAGGCCUCCGAGCAGGCGGUCCCGGGCGUGGGCCCUAUGCCGGAAGCUAUCCCUAUUGUCCAGCCGCAGUUCGCGACUAACUUCAUGAACUUCCUCCAGCAGAUGGCUGGAGCUUACGCGCCACCACCGCCGCCACCACCGCCACCAGUGGCGGUGGUCACUAUCGAGAAACUCCAGAAGAAUGGAGCUGAGGAAUUCUUAGGCGAUCAGAUCGCCGACCCCAUGAUUGCCAAACGGUGGUUUGAGCGAACCAUCCGAGUGUUGGGGAACCUGAGGGUUCCACAGGAGCAGCGUGGCGACCUCGCAGUCGCAUUACUUCAGGAUUCCGCCUACGACUGGUGGAAGCGUGUGGGAGCAGGCGUCCCGGAGCCCGUGCAGUGGGCCACAUUUGACCGACUCUUCCACGAAGAGUACAUCCCUGAGCACUUCGUCGAGGCGAAGCGGGAGGAGUUUUUGAAGUUCACCCAGGGUGAACUCACACUGCCUGAGUAUCGUCAGAAGUUUGACGAGCUCGCGGGGUUUGGGCU